AUGAAACUUGGCGACCCCCCCUGUCUUAUUCUCUCUCUCAUUGUGCUUGAAAUGUUAGCAGCAGCAGGAAUUACAAAUCAUGAAGAAUAUUCUUUGGUGCGGGAGUUGGCGGAAGAAGAAAAAGAAAAAACGAUGACCUUAAAGAGGGACAAAUCCAUUGCAAAGGACCAGAAAAAACUUGAAGAAAUGCGAAGGAAACUGCACACUGAUGAUGACAUCAACUGGCUUGAUCAUUCCAAGACAUUACGAGAGCAAGGUAUUGAACAGAAUGAGAUCUUGCUACUUCGAAGGAAAUUCUUCUUCUCUGAUCAGAAUGUUGAUGCCAGGGACCCCGUUCAGCUCCAAUUGCUUUAUGUACAGUCUCGGGACGGUAUUAUUGAUGGGACACAUCCAGUGACACAAGCAGAAGCUAUGCAAUUUGCUGGAUUGCAAUGUCAAAUUCAGUUUGGAAAACAUGUGGAAAGCAAACACAAGCCAGGAUUUUUAGAGCUGAAGGAAUUUUUGCCAAAGGAAUAUGUCAAGGUGAAAGGAAUCGAGAAGAAAGUAUUUCAAGAUCUUGGUGAUUAUUCAAAUGAGUAUUACUCUGUACAAACUACUGAAGGAGAACAAAUUUCACAACUCAUCUCUGGAUAUAUUGAUAUUAUCAUGAGAAAGACUCAGACCGUUCAUGAGGUAGUGUUGAGUAAAGCUCAGAGAGCUCUGCUUACAACCAUUCAAGAGGGUCUGAGUAACAUUGAUGCGGCUAAAAUGGAACUGCAAAAGAAAGCACAGUUACCAGAACUUGGCUCAGAUGCUGUCGUUGCUCCGACUAUUAGUAGCCCAGCUUGCCGAGAGCAAUUGUUUGAUGCAUCAAAACAAGUGGCUACUUCAGUGGAUGGAAUUGUAGAAGCCUCUAAGUCGGCUGCUAAGCAGGCUACUGCUGCCUCCAUGCAGUUAAUCAGCUCUGCCAAUACUGCAGGAAAAACCAAUUCUAACUCCACCACUCAACAAAACUUAAUGUUUAAAUGUAAGGGUAAUGAAGAUGAUACCAGUCUUGCUGCAAGGGACACAACCCAUGCCCUUAGGAAAUUUGUUAGUUCUGUACGUGCUGUUGCAGCUACUACUGAUGACAAGAAUCUUCAAGAGCUUAUCAUCAACAAUGCUAGGGACAUCAUAGAGAAAUCCAAACAACUCUUAGAUGAAGCAAAGCAAGCUGUGAACACACCCAAAAAUCCAGAAGCAAAUCAAAGAUUGGCACAGAUUCCCCAAACAAACGCUUCUUACCAAGAGGCCCAGGCUGACAUGAAUAGUGCUGCUGUUAAUUUGAACCAAGCUGCCAGUGACAUUGUGACUUCAUCCCGAGGAACACCUCAACAGUUAGCGGCAUCAUCUAACCGCUAUGGCCAUGCCUACAAAAACUUUGUUGACAGUGGUUUGGUUAUGGCUGGAGUCACAAAGGACACCGAAACUCAGACUCAGAUUAUUGGUGGUCUCAAGAGUGUGUCCACCGUGUCUAGCAAGUUACUUGUCGUGGCAAAGUCUGUGUCAGCAGACCCUAAUGCUCCUAAUGCAAAGAAUUUACUUACACAGGCUGCCAGAGGAGUAACUGACAGUAUCAAUCAACUGAUUAACAUCUGCACUGUAUCUGCUCCUGGCCAGAAGGAGUGUGACAAUGCGCUUCGGCAAAUACAGACUCUUGGGGAUGCUAUGACUGGCAUAUCAAAUGAUGCAAAGAAAACAGAUAUUGACGGCUUCUGUGAAGCUGUGAAAAGUUUCUCUUCAUCUGUUAAUGGCUUGACUGAGGCUGCGGCACAGUCUGCUUAUCUGGUAGGAAUUGCAGAUCCUGCAUCAGAACCUGGACACCCUGGUCUGGUUGACCAGUCGCAAUUUGCAAGAGCGAAUCAGGCCAUCCAGACAGCUUGUCAGAAUCUGACGAAUCCUGCAAGUUCUCACCAAGAGAACUGCUCUAAAAAGUCUAUUGAUCCUCAAUUGAUUUCUCUUUCUCUUUACUUCUCUCCUUUCUCUCCCCCUUUCCCUUCUCUCUCUCUCCCUCCUUUCCCUUCUCUCUCUCUCCCUCCUUUCCCUUCUCUCUCUUUCCCCUUUCCCUUCUCUCUCUCUCCCCCCUUUCCCUUCUCUCUCUCCCCCUUCCCUUCUCUCUCUCUCCCCCCUUCCCUUCUCUCUCUCCCCCCUUCCCUUCUCUCUCUCCCCCCUUCCCUCUCUCUCUCUCCCCCUUCCCUUCUCUCUCCCCCUUCCCUUCUCUCUCUCUCCCCUUCCCUUCUCUCUCUCUCCCCCCUUCCUCUCUCUUCUCUCUCCUCCCCCCCCCUUCUCUCUCUCCCUCCUUCCCUCUCUCUCCCCCUUCCCCUUCUCUCUCUCCCCCCUUUCCAUUCUAUCUCCCCCCUUAUCAUUCUCUCCCCCCCAUUCUCUCUCUCUCCCCUUUUUCUCUCCCCUUCCUUUCUCUAUCUCUCCCCCUUUCCAUUCUCUCUCUCCCCCCCUUCGCCUCCCCCCAUCCCCUCUUUCUUAGACAGUGCUCCUGGUCAGAAGGAGUGUGAUGAAGCAAUCGAACAAAUCUACAAGUUUAUCAGAGAACUAGACCAGGCCUAUCUGUCUGCUAUCAGUCAAAAAAUGGAUGAUCGCAAUGAAAAGUCACUGCAAGGCUUCCAGGAGCAGAUGAUCCACUGCCUCCACCCUAUCAUUGAGAAUGUUGACAAUUUGAAAAAUGCUGGCAAAUCAGAAGCAACAAAUAUUGGACAUUUGACUGACUUAAGUGUUGAAGUCUCAGAGGGUGCUUCAUUUGUCGAUUUCCAGACCAAUAUGGUUCGCUUGGCCCGUCAAAUUGCAAGUUCAGCACAAGACAUGGUGUUGUUGAUAAAUGCUGUGAAAGACGUUGCAUCUGCUCUAGCCGAUCUCAUAAGUGCCACAAAGAAUGCAUCUGGCAAAAAUGUCUCGGAUCCUGCAAUGGUAAAUCUGAAGGAUUCGGCUAAGGUAAGAGAAAAACUCUAA
Acanthosepion pharaonis is the source of this 2979-nucleotide messenger RNA. The record is from the annotation of a GenBank genome assembly. NCBI's taxonomy places the organism in Eukaryota, Metazoa, Mollusca, Cephalopoda, Sepiida, Sepiidae.